This is a messenger RNA of Adineta steineri, 4752 nucleotides long. The record is from the annotation of a GenBank genome assembly. Lineage: Eukaryota; Metazoa; Rotifera; Eurotatoria; Adinetida; Adinetidae.
AUGUAUAUUCCACAAUUGUUCGUUAUUGGCAUAGUUCUCGUACCAUUAUUAAUUGAUGCUCUUCCACUUUUUCAUCGUGGUCGACCACGUGGUGGUAUGGUUGGUGCACCUAAACGACGUUCUCAUUUGAUAUUUCAUCAAAAAAAAUCACCAAGUGAUGAAAUAUGGUAUACACAACAACUUGAUCAUUUUAAUCCUGCUGAUAUACGAACAUGGCAACAACGAUUCUUUGUAAAUAGUGAACACUGGAAACAAGGUGGACCUGUUUUUAUUCAAAUUGGAGGUGAAGGUCCAGCUGAUCCGAUAUGGAUGACUGAAGGACAAUGGAUAAAAUAUGCUCAAACACAUGGUGCAAUUUGUGUCAUGCUUGAACAUCGUUUCUAUGGAAAAAGUCAUCCAACAGAAGAUCUUAGUACAGACAAUUUAAGAUAUUUAACUAGUGAACAAGCACUUGCCGAUUUAGCAACAUUUCGAGAAUAUUUCAAUGAAAAAUAUGGAGUAUCAGAACAAACGAAGUGGAUUUCAUUUGGUGGAUCAUAUCCAGGUUCAUUAUCAGCAUGGUUUCGUUUGAAAUAUCCACAUCUUGUUCAUGGUGCUAUUUCAGCUAGUAGUCCUAUGACUGCUUUAACUGAUUUUAGCGAAUAUUUGGUUGUUGUACGUAAUUCACUUGCAACUUAUGAUGAAAAAUGUAAUGAAGCAGUUAGUGGUGCAAUAAAAGUAAUGCAAGAUUUGGUAAAAUCAAGUGAUGGUCGUGCAACUUUAAAAAAUGCUUUUCGUUUAUGUGAUCCAAUUGAAACACAAAAUGAUGUUGAUAACUUUUUUGGAACAGUUACUGGUAAUUUCGAAGGUGUUGUUCAAUAUAAUAAAGAUAAUCGAGCAUUCGAAGGUGCCCGUGCAACUAAUAUCACAAUUGAUGUUGUAUGUAAAACAAUGCUUGAUACAAAUGAACCAGACAUUCUCCGACGUAUGACAAAUGUUAAUAAUAUGUUAUUAGAAGCAUAUAGUCAAACAUGUCUUGAUGCUGGUUAUAUGAGUAUGAUAAAUCAAUUACGACAAACAUCAUGGAAUGCAUCAGCAUCCGAAGGUGGUCGACAAUGGACAUAUCAAACAUGUGUUGAAUUUGGGUUCUUUCAAUCAUCAAAUGAUCCUCAACAACCAUUUGGAAAUAAUUUUCCAGCUUCAUUUUUUGUUCAACAAUGUUCGGAUAUAUUUGGCCCUAAAUUUGAUGAUAUUCUUCUUGAACGUGGUAUUAAUUUUACUAAUGCAUUUUAUGGUGCUGAGGGAUUUUCUGGUUCAAGAGUUUUAUUUGUUAAUGGAGCUAUUGAUCCAUGGCAUGCAUUAAGUUUUACUAAAGAUCCUCCACAUAAUAAUAGUGCUAUAUUCUUAUCAAGUACAGCUCAUUGUGCUGAUAUGUAUCCAGAUGCCGAAUGGGAUCCAGUAGAAUUAAGACAAGCUCGUCAAACGAUUAGUGAUACUAUUGGAAAAUGGUAUGAAGAUAUGGAACAUGAUACUUUACAACGCCGUUCAACGGCUACAAUCAAAAAUAUGGGUGUAAAUUCUUAUUCUCAAAUUGUUUCUGCAUUUCGUGCUCAAGGUGAUCUUACAGAAGAUAAAUUAAAUAUUUUACCUGUGUUACAAACUACACUCGGUAUUAGCCGAGAACGACAUACUGCAGAAAUAAAACGUGCACGUUAUGAUGAACAGUUAUCUGAAAUAGCUACAAGUAUUAAUUCAUCGUCUGAUACAACAAAUUGGGAAAUUGAAGCUAAUUAUAAUUGUCCAACAAUUGUUCAUCGUCCUCCGGAUACGAAAUAUAUUCGUUUAGCUGAACAUAUAUUACAAACAACACCGCCAACAACAAUUAUUCAAUAUCCUCAAUCUAAAAUCACAACAAAACUAAAUCAUGAUUUACAAGAACUUGUUCAUGAUGAAAUGAAACAUGAUGGAAUUAUUAAUGCAACACAACAACAAUUGAAUAAUUCAAUUAAACAAAAUUUUAAUAAUACAGAUAUAAACAGUUCGAAAGUAAUUCGUCUAGUUCGUGCUAAACAAGCAACAAAACGUAAAUCAAGUUUAGAUACAUUAAUUGAAGUUGUACAAAAAGAAUUACUUCGUGUUAAUGGACAAACAAAUUCAAUUUCACCAUCAUCAUCACCUCCUUCACAAAUACGUUCAUUAUCAUCAACAUCAAAAUUACAACAUCGUACACCCCAAUCAACAAUAACAAUUCCUAAUCGUUCAAUUAUAUCAUCUGUUUUACCAUCAUCACAUCCAGCUUCAUUAACAUCACAAUCGAAUAAUUCAUUUCAAAUAACACGUAAACGUGGAAUUUUAAAUAUAAAUAAUUCAAGAAAAUUUUCAUCAUUACACCAAAGAACUAAAUCUUUUCAAUACGAUGAAGAUGAUUAUGAUUCAAUGGAACAUUAUCAUGAAGAUAAUCAACAAUCCGGUCCAGAAAAUAUUGAAGAAAUUGUUCGUGAAACAGUUGAUACACUUGUUGCUAUAACACUUUGUAAUACUGCACCAUAUAUUGUUAAUAUGCUUACAGCUAUGCCAAAUAAUGGAAAUAAUACAAAUAUAGAAUCAAAAAAUAUCACUAGCACAAAUACUAUGAAAUCUCAAUCAAAUAAUUCAAAACUUGAUUAUCAUCGUAGUGAUCUUGCAUUACUUUCAUCAACAGCAAAUGAUUUACGAAAUUCGAAUCAACAAACAUCUCCUAUUAAACAACAACAACAACAAAUACAUCAUCCUCAAUUAAUAAUUCAACCAGCAACAACAACAAAUCCUAUUUCAACAAUUCAAGGAACAAAUACACCAACAUUAAUUGUUGCUCCACGUAUAUUAAAUUUUCAAACAGUUGUACCAAAACCAACAACGAAUAUUCAAAUUGGUAAUACGAAAAUAAUACUUGUUUCACCAUCAAAUAUUACUCAACAUCUACCACAUUCAACAACAUCAAAUCAAUCAACAUCUACUUCAUCUUCACAACAACAUCAACAACAGCAAAGUCCUAUUAAAUUAGUUAAAUUUACUACAACAAAUAAUAAUAAUAAUACUAAUUCUAUAACAGCACGAUCAACAACAUUACCAAUGAAUUCUACUCAAACAUCAACAUUAACUUUACCAAAAAAUGUUCAAAUUGUCAUUCCAUCUCAAACACCAUCAACAAUACAAUUAACACGAACACAUAAUGAUGAUUCAAAUAAAUCUCAUUCAACAACAUUUCGUCCUGUUACAACAAUGCCAAUGACAUUAACAACAUGUACAGUUGAUCAAAUUCCUCAAGCAGCACAAGAAGUGACAAUAACAACAUCUCCAACAUCAUCACCACCAUUAACAACAAAUAUAACUGAUCAUCAACAACAAUCAUCACUAGGUACAUCCAUUCAUAUUAUUUCUUCAAAUUCAAAUAAUCAAUUAGCAAAUAGUCAACAACAAUAUUUUCUAACGAAUUCAUCUGAGAUAAAUAAUGAUAAUAAUAAUAGUUCAACUAUAAAAAAAGUACGACGCCGUUCAUUUAGUACAACUAUUGCGGAUAAUUCAAGUUCAUUAUCGACUAUUCAACAACAACAACAACAACAAUUAUUGAAUGUAACUACGACAAGAACAAGUCCAAUACAUGAUGAUAUGAUAAAAUCAGUAGCAGUUAAUUUUCAACAACAACCACAACAAAUUCAACGACCACCAUUAACUCAUGGACCUAUGAUUUAUCGAAUGACAUCUGUCAAUCCAAAUGUACCUGUUUUUCGUGUACGUGCAACAACAGCUCCUACUUCAACGACAGUUAUAAAUAAAUCUAUUAAAACUGAGUCUAAACCAAUAUCAAUGGCAACUACUAGUAAUAUGUGUUAUGAACCUAAACCAACACAUAAUACUCCGACUACAAGUGGUUCCGUUUCUGUACUUGCUUGUUUUAAAACAACUAAGAAACGAAACAAAGAACGAGCGAUCAUGCCACGACCAAGUACAACGGAUUCAAAUGAAACAUCUACUGACUUACAACAACGAUUAAAUACUCCAACAAAUAUUAAUAAUACUUCAAUUCUUAAUAGUGAUAUACCAAAUAGUAAUUCUUCACCUGAUUAUCGUCAACAAUCAUCUUUAACACCAACACGUCUUGUUCAACAAACAAGUUUAUCAUCAACACAAUCAGAUGAUACUACAUUUAAUUCACAAGAACAAAUCAAUGAUACAACAACAUCAUCUUCAAAUAGUAUACCUAUUUCACGAAAUAAUAUAAACAAUUCGAGUUCAACAAAACUAAUAACAACACCUAAUGUUUCACCACCAACUUCACCCUUACAUUCAACACCAAAACCAGUAAUGGAAGAUAAAUCUAUUCAAUGUUUUAAUAAUGAGAACAGUAUAGAACGAGAAAAGAUGGAUACAACAGAUGAUGAACAAAGUUUCGAAACUAAAAAACGAUCUGAACAUGAUGAAAAUUGGACAAUAGUAGCAGACAGUCUUCUUCGUAAUAUUCUUUCUCAAUCUGAUUUUCGUUUUCUUGAUGUGAUUUGUCAACAAAACUUAUCUUCGAAUUUUGAUUUUCUUCAAACAAAUCUUAUUAAUGGUAUCUUAACAUCAAAAGAUGAAUUUUAUAAAUCAGUAAUUGAUAUAAAAAGAAUAUUAUUCAAUAAUAAUCUAUCAAAAACAUCCGAAGAUUCUCUCGACAAAUUAUUUCAUUAUUUUGAAAAUGAAUUUUUCAAAUUAUGUGAUAAUACCAAUGAACGAGUAAGUCUUAAAUUAAAUUAA